This is a messenger RNA of Cylindrotheca closterium, 861 nucleotides long. NCBI's taxonomy places the organism in Eukaryota, Bacillariophyta, Bacillariophyceae, Bacillariales, Bacillariaceae. The record is from the annotation of a GenBank genome assembly.
AUGAUGUCAACGAAGCACAAUCUUCCGGGAGCAGUCAACACUGAGUCCAACAGCGUUUAUGCAGACGAAAAUGCCAUGGCAUCUCGCAGUCGACGGAGAAAUCGACGUCGACAUGGAGCCGCACCUCGUCAAUUGAAUCCUUUGAAACCCCAAUAUUGCAACCUGGUCAACCUUUGGCGAGAAGCUGAUGCAAAGAAAUCUCAUCCAUCCGAAUGGGUCAUUCAACAAUAUGCAAAUUUCCAUCAACCUUUUGUGCUCGACAUUGGGUGUGGCGAAGGAGAGUGGGCCUUGAAAACCGCUCAAGAGUGUCCUGACUUGAAUAUUUUGGGAUUGGAACUGCGUUCGGAAGCCUUGACCAAAGAUCGAAGACGACAGGCACAAGAGAUGCCCAAUUUGGCCCUAUUGGACGCUAACGUCUUGUCAGGAGAUUUGAAAGUACUGCUGCAAGAUAUUCACAAAGUAGGAGGAAACGUGGCGGCCGUCAUGGUCCAGUGUCCAGAUCCCCAUUGGAAAACCAAGCAUCGAAAACGACGCAUAUUGGGUCCUAUACUCUUACAGACAUGUUAUGACUGUAUGUCGCUACAAGCCUCACUUUUCGUAAGAACAGAUGUGGAACGAGUCGCCCAAGACAUUUCCAUCUUGAGCCGUCAUCUCUUUGUGGAAGAUGCCCCAGACAACUUACUGGAAAGACUCUGUCGAAUACCCACUGAGCGAAUGUUGUAUGUGAAUCGCAAAGGAGGGUCUAUGUACCAACGAACCUUUCGGAAACGAUCGGAACCGUUGCCACCAAGUGAUGAUGAAAAUGAUGAACAAGAAGAUUUCGGGUCGGAAGAACCAUUGUUUGGAGUUUAUGACUACUGA